AUGCUGGGCAUGUACGUGCCGGACAGGUUCUCCCUGAAGUCCUCCCGCGUUCAGGACGGCAUGGGGCUCUUCACGGCCCGCCGCGUGAGGAAGGGUGAAAAGUUUGGACCAUUUGCUGGAGAGAAGAGAAUGCCUGAAGAUUUGGAUGAAAAUAUGGAUUACAGGUUGAUGUGGGAGGUUCGGGGGAGUAAGGGAGAAGUCCUGUACAUUUUGGAUGCUACCAACCCGCGACACUCCAACUGGCUUCGCUUUGUUCAUGAGGCACCAUCUCAGGAGCAGAAGAACCUGGCUGCCAUCCAAGAAGGAGAAAACAUUUUCUACUUGGCAAUUGAAGAUAUAGAAACAGAUACAGAGCUUCUGAUUGGCUACCUGGACAGUGACAUGGAGGCUGAUGAAGAAGAACAGCAAAUGACGACAGUGAUCAGUGAGGAGGAAGGUAAAAAUUCUAAAGGACAAUCAACAGCUAGCAGAAAAGAUCGCUUUGGCUGUAAAGAGGACUAUGCCUGUCCCCACUGUGAAUCGAGUUUUACCAGUGAGGAAAUUCUUGCCGAGCAUCUUCAGACAUUGCACCAGAAACCCACAGAGGAGAAAGAAUAUAAGUGCAAGAGCUGUGGGAAGAAAUUCCCAGUUAAGCAGGCUUUGCAAAGACAUGUUCUUCAGUGCUCAGCGAAAAGCAGUCUGAAGGAUUCUUCACGAAGUUUUCAGUGCUCUGUUUGCAAUUCUUCCUUCAGUUCAGCAUCGAGUUUUGAACAGCACCAGGAGGCGUGCCAGGGAGAUGCCAGGUUUGUGUGUAAGGCAGACAGCUGUGGGAAGAGGCUGAAGAGCAAGGAAGCCCUGAGGAGACACCAGGAGAACGUCCACACCGGGGAUCCUAAGAAAAAACUCAUAUGUUCAGUGUGCAAUAAAAAGUGUUCUUCAGCAUCAAGCCUACAGGAACAUAGGAAGAUUCAUGAGAUAUUUGAUUGUCAAGAAUGUAUGAAGAAAUUCAUUUCAGCUAAUCAGCUAAAGCGUCAUAUGAUCACCCACUCAGAAAAACGACCCUAUAAUUGUGAGAUUUGUAAUAAAUCUUUCAAGAGGCUUGACCAAGUGGGUGCCCACAAAGUGAUACACAGUGAAGAUAAACCUUACAAGUGCAAGCUCUGUGGAAAGGGGUUUGCUCACAGAAAUGUUUACAAGAAUCACAAGAAGACCCACUCGGAGGAGAGGCCGUUCCAGUGUGAAGAGUGUAAAGCUCUCUUCCGGACUCCAUUUUCUUUGCAGAGACACCUGCUUAUACAUAACAGUGAGAGGACAUUCAAGUGUCAUCACUGUGAUGCUACCUUUAAAAGAAAGGACACCUUGAAUGUUCAUGUCCAGGUGGUCCAUGAAAGACACAAGAAGUACAGAUGUGAGCUGUGUAAUAAGGCAUUUGUUACACCUUCAGUACUUAGAAGUCAUAAAAAAACGCAUACAGGAGAAAAGGAGAAAAUCUGUCCAUAUUGUGGCCAGAAAUUUGCCAGCAGUGGUACACUGAGAGUUCACAUCCGUAGCCACACAGGUGAGCGUCCCUAUCAGUGCCCUUACUGUGAGAAAGGAUUCAGUAAAAAUGACGGCCUGAAGAUGCACAUUCGUACUCACACCAGGGAGAAGCCGUACAAGUGCUCAGAGUGCGGCAAGGCCUUCAGCCAGAAGCGCGGCCUGGACGAGCACACGAGGACGCAUACCGGGGAGAAGCCUUUCCAGUGCGACGUUUGUGACUUGGCUUUUAGCCUGAAGAAAAUGCUGAUCCGACACAAGAUGACUCAUAAUCCCAAUCGUCCGCUGGCAGAAUGCCAGUUUUGCCAUAAGAAGUUUACAAGGAACGACUACCUCAAAGUGCACGUGGACAACAUCCACGGGGAGGCUGACAGCUAG
This is a messenger RNA of Budorcas taxicolor (takin), 1893 nucleotides long. It is a transcript of the gene PRDM5, whose product is annotated as PR/SET domain 5. Gene Ontology annotation, molecular function: RNA polymerase II cis-regulatory region sequence-specific DNA binding; protein binding; DNA-binding transcription factor activity. The transcript is spliced from 16 exons. Gene Ontology annotation, biological process: regulation of transcription by RNA polymerase II. NCBI's taxonomy places the organism in Eukaryota, Metazoa, Chordata, Mammalia, Artiodactyla, Bovidae. The coding region runs from base 1 to 1893 and encodes 630 amino acids. The record is from RefSeq and is a predicted model, not a curated record.